AUGUACGGGGCUUUUAACAAGCCUGGGGCUGACCGCGUUUUGUACAACCUCUUCCCCACGAACCUGGGGAAUAUUGUUAACAAAGUGGUAACCACAGGACAUCGCAACGGCAAUGACGGCUCCAAUGGAGGCCCAAGCACCGCACAAGAUGCGUCGCCAGUGGAACACGGAAGGCAGGAUGAGCGUGUGUCGCCCACGUGUCGUCCGCGCUCCUACGACCGCAACAGUCGACCUCAGGAGUUCAGACUGAGGACGCUGUCGAGGGGGGGAGGGGGCCCGCCACCGCCAAACGCGGCAGCAAGCACGGGCACCACCCAGAACAUCCCUGCCAAACGUAGGAUCGAAGACUCCAUCCACGCAGACGUGAAGCGCCCCAAGACCAACAAUGCCCAGCCGCAAAUGACCCCAGUCAACGUCCCAACACUCAGCGAUGGACUGAAGGUGUGGAUGGACUACUGGGAGACAAAACCAUCGCAACCCCGCGGUGUACGUCACAUCGCUAAAGGCAACGUGAAGAUCAACCCAUUCACGAUGUCCGGACACAUCUGGACGCAGAUUAUGUCACGCAAGUACAUGCUCACUCACCAUGGAACACGGACACCGUUCCUCGAGUCACUGGCGCAAGUCCUAAGCGACGAAAGACGUGCGAUCAAGAAGCAGCUCCACAAAGGUACAGUACAAGAGUACCCGAAGAUCUGCGAGUGGCCGAAUAAUGAGCUGGCCGACUUCGAUACUGUCGUACGCGCCCGCGCAUUCCUCCAGGAGGACGACUCGGACGAGGACGAGGAUGAGCCUGCUCGCGCGGCGCCACAUAGUAGCAGUAAGGCUCAGUCGGCCGCCGCGAUGGAGGAGAACCACCCCAUGGACGCUGCCAACUCAUUGGCUCGCGACGCAGUACCCUUCGCGUACGGACUCCGUCACGAGAGGCGAACGUUCCGCGGCCUCAGCGUCAGGAGAUGCUAG
Messenger RNA from Epithele typhae, 963 nucleotides. RefSeq lists its product as uncharacterized. The transcript is spliced from 5 exons. NCBI's taxonomy places the organism in Eukaryota, Fungi, Basidiomycota, Agaricomycetes, Polyporales, Epitheliaceae. The coding region runs from base 1 to 963 and encodes 320 amino acids. The record is from RefSeq and is a predicted model, not a curated record.